AUGCAGCAGAGAAGCGGGCACAUUCCCGCAUCGGUUGGCGGAAUGCAGCAGCGAGCAACUGGGGGCGUUCAAUACGGCUACGGUGGAGGGAGCAUUCCAGGAGCCACUUCGAGCACUCCGGGUGGAAUGAUCUAUGGCGGCCAGUCCCACCCACCGACCUCUGAUGCCUCUGCCUACAUGCCCUACGGUGCUGGUGCAGCAGGCUAUCGCCCAGCGGCAGCGCCGGCUGCCGCUUAUUCCAUGCCCGCGGCUGCCGCGUCACCCUAUUCUCUGGGGGCAUCGGCACCGCCACCAGCGGCCUCCACGCCCGUGCCUUCUUCUCCCGCGUCACUCUAUCAGCCUUCCCCCUCAUCUGUCGUCUCUCCCUCCACUGCAGCCUUGUCCUCUCCUUCGCCCUACGCACGUCCCGUCACGGCACACGUGCCCUCGUCACCAUCUUCCUCGGGAGGAAUGCGGUCGUCCAUACCGCCAGGCUCCAGCGUCUCAUCUUCCUCAUCGUCCUCCUCGUACACGGGAGCGCCGCUGAGCCUCUCCACGUCACACGUCAAGCGAGAGCCCUACCCCGUGCCCACCUGGGAACAGAAGGAGCGCGAGUUUCGAGAACAACAGCAGCAACAGCAGCAACAGGCACAGCAGCAACAGCAACAGCAACAUCACCCGGCGUACUCGCACCAAGCCUCGCAUUAUCAGCAGCAGCAGCAGCACCACCACCAGCACCAGCAGCCACCGCAACAGCAACCCGCUCCAGGCAAGUGCUCUCCCUUACACCUGCACGGGGCGUUUGCGACGAGAGGCGACGCGUUCAAGAGGCUCGCGCUUGUCGCCAGCGCACUCGAUUCGCCCACACCGGCCUUCGACGCCGAGGAGUGGGAAACGGCCAGCAAGAGCAAGUGCGCCGCGAUCAAUAACAAAACUGAGGCCGCCACCAAGCGCUUCGUCUCCCUACUUCAGGCCGAGAUGGACUACGGCGGGCACCCCGAAGACACAAUUUUGAUUCUCCAACUGCAGUGCGCCGACCUCCAGCACGAAAUCUGGGCAGAGCGGCAGCGGGAGCACCGACUCGCGGCCAGUGCUGCAGCGGCCCACCACGGCGGCGGCUUCUCCGCCAUGUCGCCCUACGGCUCCGCCUCGGAGAGCAGCAGCUACUCUCCCGUCGUACCCUCCUCUCCCUACGGCCACCCCACCUCCUCCUCUUCGGCCUCUCAACAACCAUCAUCAUCGUCGCCCUACCCCAGCUUCCAACACCCCUCACACCCCGCCUACGGUCCCUCCUCGUCGUCGAUGCCUGGUGGCGGCGCCUACGCCACCGUGAACGGGCCACCGGCCACCAUGUCGCCAGCCCACCUGCCCCCGCACCACCCCUCGCCUUCCACCAACUACAGCUACCCGCACUCUGCCUACUACCAGUAA
This is a messenger RNA of Acanthamoeba castellanii str. Neff, 1410 nucleotides long. RefSeq lists its product as uncharacterized. The record is from RefSeq and is a predicted model, not a curated record. The coding region runs from base 1 to 1410 and encodes 469 amino acids. The transcript has 4 exons. Lineage: Eukaryota; Discosea; Longamoebia; Acanthamoebidae.